AUGUCCUCAAACGUCGGUCUCUCCACACCCCGAGGCAGCGGUACAAGCGGAUAUGUCCAGCGCAACCUCUCGCACCUAAGGCCUCGCGACUACCCCCCUCCCUCCUCCGCCUCCGCUGCCGACUCUAAUACCCGUGAAUACCGCCAACGCCAGCCGGACAAAGAAAUCCUCGAACACGAUCGCAAGCGCGGUGUCGAAGUCAAAUGUUUGGAACUCCGGGAUAAGCUUGAGGACGAAGGGGUCGAUGAGGAGGAGAUUGACGAUCAGGUCGAGGUUUAUCGGAACAAGUUGUUGAAGGAGUUGGAGGGGGAGGGGGAGGGCUGGGACAAGGCUGGGGGAGGGGGGAAGAGGGGAGUGUUUAAACCUCACCAGGUUCAUGAGAUUGCGCUGGCGAAGGCUGGUGGGUUUUCUUCUCUCUUCCUUUGGGGGCGAAGACUGCUAAUAUUUGAGGGGGGAUAGUCGAGAGUGAGAGAUUGCGCAAUGCGUUGGGAAUCUCGAAGGAUUAUCGGGAGGUUUGUGGCACUCUUCCCGAUAUCACGUUAUAGACUUCCCUGGAUUGGAGGUGUUGGUUGCUGACGUGCUGGCUUUUCGUCGGGGGUAUUGUAGGGAAGUCACUGGAAGAAGCAGGAGGAGGAACGGCAGAAACGCUCGGAGGAUAGAGAGAGGGAGAUUGCGGCGGGCAGGAGGAGGAGCGCUUCACCUUCUUAGGUUUUUUCUCGUUCUCUUUCUCGUUCCCCCUUUUUCCUUUUUUUUUUGCAUUCUGUUUUCAGAUUGACCGGCAUUGGAUGGGACCGGGCUUGUUAUGAUAUGAUGCAUUACUUUUUCUCCGGCUUCAGCAUGGGAUCAGAGUAUGAAAUCGCUCUAUCCGUCUACCCGGAGAUGCCAUGGUGUAAUUCUAAUUUUUAUCGUUGGCACUACUGUACCGUACUGUCCUCCUGAACUGU
This is a messenger RNA of Tuber aestivum (summer truffle), 944 nucleotides long. The record is from the annotation of a GenBank genome assembly. NCBI's taxonomy places the organism in Eukaryota, Fungi, Ascomycota, Pezizomycetes, Pezizales, Tuberaceae.